Molecule: messenger RNA, 1351 nt
Organism: Lindgomyces ingoldianus
Lineage: Eukaryota; Fungi; Ascomycota; Dothideomycetes; Pleosporales; Lindgomycetaceae
Exons: 6
Coding region: 218-1351 (377 amino acids)
Source: RefSeq, a predicted model, not a curated record
UGCUUGUCAUUCACUGACGACACGACGCACUUGCCAACCUGCAAGGAGCUUUCGUGGGCCAAAACGCAACUUUGCAUUCGAAGGAAGGGAAUAUUUGGUGGCUGUCGAACCGAAUGCUCUUAACUUUCCCCGUUGCCAUCGGCCUUGAUUGCCGUCGUCUUGCCAGACCCUCAUGUGAUAGCCCCUCUAUCGUUCCCUCUUUCAUAUUCGGAGUGCAAUGGACUCGAGUGGUGCUGAACCUGGCCACCGCAAUGCUCCAUCUUCUCGCGGCGGAAUCGUGCUCGUAUCGUUGUAUUCCUGGACAUGCGUUACGAUCGGUGUAGCAGCCGCACGAUUCAUCAUUGGACGCCUUCAUAGGGUGAAAUUUGGCUUUGAUGAUGCGACGGUUGUCGCUGGGAGUACCAUCUACAUUGGAGCCACCGUGUGUUGGCACCUGGCAGUCAAUAAUGGGCUUGGGAAACACUCCUACGAGACAGAAUCUAUAACAGAUUACUUCAAGUUCUCCUACACUGCCCAAUUACUCCAAAUUGCCGUUAUGGGCCUCGCCAAGCUCUCAUCAGGAUUCUUAGUUGGACGAGUGGUACCUCAGACUCGCCAGAAGAAUAUUGUGCUCUUUGGAACUGUGGGCUUCUGGGCGCUUUUCUCUCUACCCGCGUUUGCCUUCCAGUGUUCAUUCCCAGCUCCUUGGGUGUACGAUAAUUCCAGGUGUUCACACGGAGGACUGCUGUAUACCGUAAUCGCCCUAAAUAUUAUUUCCGACCUCGUCCUCAGUGCGUGGAUCUUUCCGGUUCUUCAUGGCCUUCAGAUGAAUACGGUAAGACGGGGAACAUUGGCCGUGUUAUUUGGUUCCCGAGCACUAGUGCCGGUAGCAUCUAUUGCGCAAAUAUGGGCCGCUGCGAAAGCCAUGAAGAGUCAAGAUCCUACAUGGGACGGGUUCGAGUUGGCGAUUAUGUAUCAGAUAGUGACAAGCCUCUCACUCAUUGUCGCCAGCCUCCCGCGCAUCAAGCGCUUCCUGAGCAGCGCUGGCACUGGAAUUUCCAACGCCCGGGUUCACGACGGCGAGCUCGCCACGUCUAUCCCGCUAAAAUUUCGAGGAGGGUCACAAAGCGGUGGAGAAACUCUGAAGCUCACUCCUUCGAAUUCGGGAAAGUUCACAGCGACGGUGGUGUCCGGGAAGAGCAAUAAGAAGGAGAAAGGAAGAGCACACCAGGAGUGGCAUAAGUUUGUAUCGAUGGGAAGUACACAAGACGAGCACACGAGUACAUCAAGUCUCUUCGAGAAUCCAAGAGGGGUGAUGCUCCAGCAAGAAGUGACCGUUCAGGUGGAAAACAGCGAUAGGGGCGAAGUUUGA